GCGAGUUUUGUGGCGUCCGGUUGGUUUUUCCGUUAUUCGCUGCGUCGCUGCGUUCUCCUCGUUCGUUUUGUUCCUCCACGUUUUUGGCGUCGUCGUACGUUUACGUGUCCCGCUCUCUCUCUCUCUCUCGCUCUCCGUCUCUGCCUCUGCCACUCUCUACCCCACUCUCGGCUGGCGCGCGGCUCUCGCGCGUGCCCAAGUGUGUGCUGUGCGGUGUGUCUGUGUGUGCGUGCUUGCUGGUUGGCUUGUUGGUGGAGCAGCGCAGCGCAAUAGAAAACAUUAGUGAAUUUUUUUUCGGGUGAAGCGCUCUGUGAAAAAUGCGUGCGCGCGUGUGUGUGUGCGUGUGCGAAAAUCAAUAUGAAAACAUGAAUAACAAAAGCUAAGGCAAACAACAACAACAACAGCAGCAGCGACGGCACAAAGGCACAGAAAUACAGCAAAGCUAAAGGCGAGAAGCAAGAACAGUUAGCCCAAGCCAUUCCAGUGAGUGCAGCAGCAGCAGCAGCACCAGGAGAUUUCCAGCAGAGAUCCCAGCGAAGCACCAGCAGCGGCAGGUUCCAGUUUCCAGCUUCCAGCGCAGGGCAGGUUCCCACUGUUCCCAGAGCGUUCCACACACACACACACGCACGAUGUCGCUGCAAACGAAACGGCAGCACUGCUAUCUGUGCGACCUGCCCCGCAUGCCCUGGGCCAUGAUCAAUGACUUCUCGGAGGCGGUGUGCCGCGGCUGCGUCAACUACGAGGGCGCCGAUCGCAUCGAGGCGGUGCUGGACGCCGCCCGCCAAAUGAAGCGCCUCCAUCCCGCCAGCAAACAGCAGCGUUCCCAUGAGAACGGCGAGGUCUCUGCCGCCGCCGCCGCCGCCGCUGCAGCGGUGGCCCUCCAGCAGCAGCAGCAACAACAGUUACAAGUGGGCCCCGUUCCAGGCCCAGGGCCGGGCUCCCAUCGCAGCGGUGCCGGCGGCGGCGGUGGUGGUGGUGGCGGGGGCGGCGGUAAUCCUCCCGGCGGCGGCGUUCCAGGACCCUCGGGCGCGGGCGGUCCACUCGGCUCGCUGGGCAGCGCUGUGGCCGCAGCUGCCGCCGCCGCCGCCGUCCACCAUCAUCAUCAGAUGCCCUAUCAAAUGCCCGUGCCGCGCAUCGGUCCGCCCCUGGAGUACCCCGUCAAGCUGGAGGAUCCCCCCGGCGGCGGCGUGCGACCCGUUCGCAUCUCCCACAUGGCACCGCUCCACCUGCGCGGCGGCGGCGGGGGCGGCGGCGUGCCCACAGCGGGCGGCGGCGGACCCGGCAGCAAUUUACCGCCCGCCCUGUCCGUCAACCUGAAGCGGCCGCCCAGCGAGGACGUCGAUGUGGAUGUCAGCCAGCAGCAACAGCAGUCGGGGCACGGCCUGCCGCCCGAUGGCGUCUCCGCCGCCUCCGUGGUGGGCGGCGUGGCCGGCGGCGGCCCGCCCGGCAUCAAGCGCAGCGCCAUGGAGGAUCCCACGGGCGGAGGCGGGCGGCCGCCCUUGACGCGCGGCGAGUCCCUGCCCGCGGCGGUCAGCUAUGUGCCCGAGCGGCAGCUGAGCGGUCUCAGGGACAAGCAGCAGCCCGUCAGAGCGCCCAGCUUUGAUGCGUCGACCUUCAAAGCAGAGCACAUGUCCCCGGCCAGUCGACGCAAUGGAUCGAGCCCGCCCUCGGGACCGCUGCCCCCGCGCAGCGUACACUCGCCGAACAGUUCGGGUUCCUCGUCGGGACGUCGCUCAUCCGGAUCCCGUCACGUGUCCAGCACCACCGUCACCAGCUCCGAGGUGGGCGGCUCCAAUCCCGGCCAGGCGGUGGUGGCCGGCGGCCUUGGAGGCGGUGGCGGAGGAGGAGGACCCGGCUCGAAUGCCGCCAGCGGACCCCUUGGCGGACCGAACGGCGGCAGUGGCCAGCUGAGCUGCACCAGCGGCGGUCCGGGCGGACCCGGUGCCAGCUCCGGAGGCGGCGGCAACGGAGCCAUAGGCCCGGCCUCGAUGGCGCCCAACUCGGUGGGCGGCGAUGGCAGUCCAGCCGGCGGCAAUGGGCCCUCCGGCAGCAAUGGCAGCGGCGGAUCCGUGAAUCCCGGUCCCGGCAGCAGUGGCAGCCAGGGCGGCGGCGGCACACCGCUGGCCAGCGGCGGCGGAUCGGCGGGCAGCGGCGGCCUGGGCGGAGCUCCCGGCAGCAGUGCCGCCUCCAAUUCGGCAGCUGCGGCGGCGGCGGCCGCUGCCCAGAACGCCACGCUCAAGUGCACCCUGUGCCAGGAGCGGCUGGAGGACACGCACUUCGUGCAGUGCCCCUCGGUGAACCACCACAAGUUCUGCUUUCCCUGCAGCCGCGAGAGCAUCAAGCGACAGAAUGGUCUGGGCAACGAGGUGUACUGCCCCAGCGGCGACCGCUGUCCGUUGGCCAACUCGGUGAUACCGUGGGCCUUCAUGCAGGGCGAGAUCACCACCAUCCUGGGCGAGGAGGUCAAGGUGAAGAAGGAGCGCGAGUCUUAAUGUCCAUUUUACUGUAAGAAGCUGCGCAGGGCUUUGGAGCACUUUUGAGGGGCGGAGGCGAGCACUCCCCGGAUGAUAGCUGAAUAUCUGGCAUCUGGCAUCCGGCACCUGGCAUCUCGGCAUCUUGGCAUCUUGGCAUCCCACUCCCGGUUGGGUCACUUGGUUUAAGGAUUCGGAGGAUUUAGAAGGAUUUUUUUGGCCACGGCGGCGGCAUUUCAACAGCAGCAGACAUGAAUGCAAUGCUCUGUAUUUGUCCAUGACGACCGACCAAGCAACAACAACAGCAACAGCAAAACCACAAUUUUGUAGGCGUAAGCAACAGCAACAAACAAAAACAAAAAACGAUAAUGAAAAAUGCAAUUUGUUAAGAAGAAAGUGAAGACACCAAAACGCAAACUGUAGCGAGAGCGUUCAGAUCCAACAUUUUUGUAGCAUACCUCUAGACGGGCGUUGGAAAAUUUGUCCAAAAAUAAUGAGAAAUACGAACACCAAGCAACACGAAACUUCUACAGAAAUGCAUACGUAGCCAAGUGAAAAGCAAAAGAUUUUCGAACCAGGGAGAGGAACUUGAAAUAUUUCUUAAUAACAAAAGCAGUAACACUAAAAUCAACCUAAUUGUAGCGAAGGAAAGCGGCAAAUCACAAACGGAAUACACACUUGCUGGCAUUAGAUAUAUGGAAUCCUUUUUUUUAAUACGAUUAUACAUAAAACCCUAUAUACUAUACGAUAACUAUAGAUUCUGUUAUGUAGGCGAGCGAUUAAUGCAUAAGUUACAUUUAGUUUGUACUAAUUAAUUAAUUUAUUUCUAUACAUGUUGCCUAAUUUACAAUCUACUCUUUACCCUCCUUCCCUCACAAUUACCCCACGUUUUUUUAAUAUUAUUUUUAUUUUUAUAAAUACCACAUUUUUUUUUCGUAAGUUUAACUAAUUUAAAACAAAAACACAAUGGAAAAAUAAGCGAAUGGAAAAGAAAGAGAGAAAAACAGUUAUUAUGCUAAAGAAAAUGUACAUACGUAUGCAUACCACAUAAUCGGAAUAUAAAUAUAUACAUAUAUUUAAUAAUAUAGAAAUAUAUUUGAUGUUGAACACGAAAUUGGCGGCAGACAACAGACAAACAAACAGCAACUGGCAACACCCCCGACACGGAGUUGCAGUGGAAUUUUAAACGAGACUUUUUAACCACAGCGAAUCGAAUGCCAUUCGCUCAGUGUGAAAUUUUAGCCACAUUUUUGUGUUUUUGGCCAAGGGAGCUCUGGGCGCUAGAUUGGCAAGAUUGGCAAAUGUUUUUUAGCCAUAUGUAUCGCUGUGGCUGGGGCAAGAACUGCUACAGGAAACUCACACACCGGACCAACCAGUCGAACAGAAAGCACAGGAAAUCUCGCUUUGGGUUUGGAAAUGGCCAGCAAUACAUCUUUUUUGCCUGCGUCCAAGGGCGACGCGAUUUGGGACUGCCAAUUGUCCUCUUUGCAGUUCCAACUCGAAACUAAUUUACAAAAACGGUCUACUAGAGGGUUUUUUUUACUAGGCACGAAAGAAGAGUAUUUAAAUAAAAAAAUGAUAAAAGUCAAGCGAAUCAGUCAUCAAAUGCAAUUUAUAUACCCGAAAAUCAGACGUAGGUAUAUAUAACUAGAGGCACAUUGAGCCAGGCGAAUUCUUGCUAUUCACUUCGACGUUUAAGAGUUCGAUAAACUAAAAAAGUAGAUUUUAUUUGAGCAUAAAAUCGAUCUUUACUAUCUUUAUUUUACCUCGUAUAGUUCCAAAACAUAUUACUUCCAAUCUGUAUAUAAUUUGGGAGCAUUCGUUUUUCUGAUCUACAUUUAAUUGGAAUUUGGUUUCGAUAGCGAAAUGAUGCUUUUUAUCAAUAGAAGCAUUAAACAAUCGGUUUUAUCGAUGACACAAUAAAGUUGAAUAAAUAAAAAUCGUAGACUUCGUUUGAAUUUAUUAAAUGUAUUAUACAAUACGAUUAUAAUUUAAUUAUUUGUUUGAACAUUUUCCCAUUUAUUAAGUAGAUCAGUUCGAUCUAAUUUGGUUGACUCGGUUUUUUGAUCAAUAGCUUAAUUGGAAAAUGUUAUCGAUAGCGAAAUUUUGCACUAUUUCGAUAAAAGCGAUGAUUAUCUAUUACAAAGUGCGACCAAUGAAAAUAGUACAUUUAUUACAAAUUUCUUAAGUUUUUUUUUAAUAUGAUCUGUACUUUAUUUGGUAUUGUUCCAAAACAUAUUCCCUUUUAUUGACUAGAAAAAUUCGGUGUAGAAUACUUGAUUUGGAGGCACUUCGGUUUUCUGAUCGACAAUCUAAUUGGAAAAUUGUAUCGAUAGCGAGAUGUUGCACUAUUUCGAUAAAAGCAUUGAUCACCUGCUGUUAUCGAUAACACAAAAUUUGCACGAAAUCGAUAGAAACGCAAAAGUAAGUGAAAAGAAAACUAACUAAGGAGGUUUGCGUAUAUAUUUUAAUCUAUAAUUCUCCAUUUACCAUGAUUUCUUAAAUCAAUCAUACCCUUCCCUUCCUCCCUUAAUCCAACACUUUUUGAUUUCCUUUCGAGCGUAAGAGCAGUUGCAAGAAAAACAAAAAAUAAAGAAAAACACAUUUUGUGAUAUAGCCUAGCAAGAACAGCAAGAAAAAGAGCGUGAGAUCCUGGAAAUCGGAAAAACGAAAAUGGAAAAUGCAUGAAAAGCAAAGAAACUAAGAAAAUUGAAAGGCUCAGCACUUCGGCCGACCAGAAAACGAUCUCACUUUCUCAAGAAUGAGGUUCGCAAUUGAAAAAAUAAUAAAGAAACAAAAGAAAACCAAUUUAUAAUGAAAUCAUACAAUAGGCCAAUACCAACGUUUUAGCAAUCUAAGUCUAAGAAGGAAACUAAUCGAAAUUUUCUUUACAAAACUAAACUAAACAAUAACUAACGUUUGUAAACCUUGUGCGUGUGUGUGUAAAACAGUAGUGCUAUCUAAAUAUAAUACCGAUCAGAUAUCGCAUUAUGCAUCAAACCUUAUACAAGUACGAGUACAUACAUAUUAAAAAGAAAACCAAAAAAAAAAAGAAACGAAAGGAAUAUAACUAUAUUUGUGUGUUUGAUGUCAGUCAACUAAAUGUUAAAGUCAACUAACGAUCACGUAAUUGUAUUGCAUAGCCUACAACAUUUUUUGAACGAAGCAAACCAAGUCGAUUCGAAUUAGCAUGAGUAUCAACUUUAUACUACAUAUACACUUAACGACUAAAGAUAGACAUGUGGUGCGACUAGGAGGCGAGGAGGAGCGGCAACCACGAACACGAAAACGAUUACCAAAUCGGAGGCGGAAGCUGGAAGCGAUUAAUUGAUUGAUUUAUUAAUUGAUUGGAUACUUUGAUGACGGGCAAAACAAUUAAAAAUACUAUACAAAAUCGAAAAA
Messenger RNA from Drosophila biarmipes, 5873 nucleotides. RefSeq names its product interferon regulatory factor 2-binding protein 2-A (gene Pits). Gene Ontology annotation, molecular function: transcription corepressor activity. The transcript is spliced from 4 exons. Lineage: Eukaryota; Metazoa; Arthropoda; Insecta; Diptera; Drosophilidae. The coding region runs from base 630 to 2492 and encodes 620 amino acids. The record is from RefSeq and is a predicted model, not a curated record. Gene Ontology annotation, biological process: regulation of transcription by RNA polymerase II. Gene Ontology annotation, cellular component: nucleus.